UUCCUUUUCCGGUUCUGUUCAGCUUAAGUUAUUCUUUUCUUUUGUUAGAUAAAAUAAUAAUCAAAUACGAUUCAAUUAAAUUCAAACAAAUCGAAAGAAUAAACACAAGGCGGUCAAUAAGAUAAAAUUCCAACCUCCAGCCGCUAAACUUCCAGAGAAAAACCUCGCGCGCAGCCAUUUUUUUGCUGAACGUUCUGGCAGAAUGGAGCAAUUAAAGACGGUAGCCGAGCCAAAAUCCAACUCAAAGAAACCUCCGGCCGAAGAAUCCAACCAGAAAGAGUCGGAUCCCGCGAUGGACACUGAAGGCUUUGUUAUGGUGUCAACAACAGAGCCGGAAGUAAAAGAAGGGAAACAGACUCAGAAUCCGAGGGAGAGCCAGAUUCAAAGCGAGGAAAUGCAAUCACCGAAUCAAACGUCAUCCGGAUCCAGGAAAUCGGUUCAAUUGAGUCCCGAGUUGGUUAGUGAAUCGCCUGCUUCGGAUCACGGCGUCGCCAGGUCCGCUCCUAACGGACCCAAUCCUUACAUUGCUCACGAUCCUGCUCCCGAAUCUUUUUUUACUUCCUUCAAAGAGAAAAUGGACACAGUGAAAGAGGUAUUGGUGAGAUGGGGGAGAACAGCCGAAGAAGCCGCGAGAAAAGCCGAGGAUCUGGCAGGGAACACGUGGCAGCACUUAAAAACAAGCCCGAGUUUGGGUGAGGCAGCCAUGGGAAGAAUUGCUCAAGGAACAAAGGUUUUAGCUGAAGGCGGCUACGAGAAGAUAUUCAGACAAACUUUUGCGAUGGUUCCGGAAGAGCAACUUGGAAACUCAUUUGCAUGUUAUUUAUCCACAACAGCUGGCCCUGUCAUGGGAGUUUUAUAUGUAUCUACAGCAAAACUUGCAUAUUGCAGUGACACUCCUCUUUCCUAUAAAAAUGCUACCCAAACUGAAUGGAGCUACUAUAAGGUAGUUAUGCCAUUACAUAAACUUAAAUCAGUUAAUCCUUCAACGAGCCGACUCAAUUCUGCUGAAAAGUACAUUCAAGUUGUCUCUGUUGAUGGUCAUGAAUUUUGGUUCAUGGGCUUCUUAAACUAUGACGGAGCUGUUACAUUCCUAAAGGAAGCUUUGCAACUCCAUAGCUCGCAAUCUUCGUGAUACCGUUUCUACCAGCGUAACAUUCAUUUGGUCUUGCAACUCGUUAUCGUCCGACAUGCUACACCGAAAGCUAUUCAGUGUUGGAAAUCAAAAGUUAGGUAACGUUAAUGGAUAUCUGAUUAAUGUUAAGAAGGGCAGAAUAUAAUGAAUCUGUUAUGUUUUAAACUCGAUGUGUUUGAAAUGCCAGUUGCUGUAAUCCGUGCAAUCUCAUGCAUUAUGUUGCUAA
Molecule: messenger RNA, 1358 nt
Organism: Hibiscus syriacus
Lineage: Eukaryota; Viridiplantae; Streptophyta; Magnoliopsida; Malvales; Malvaceae
Product: GLABRA2 expression modulator-like
Exons: 4
Coding region: 203-1132 (309 amino acids)
Source: RefSeq, a predicted model, not a curated record